Molecule: messenger RNA, 3370 nt
Organism: Tetranychus urticae (two-spotted spider mite)
Lineage: Eukaryota; Metazoa; Arthropoda; Arachnida; Trombidiformes; Tetranychidae
Gene: timeout
Product: circadian regulator timeout
Biological process (GO): DNA replication checkpoint signaling; replication fork arrest; DNA repair
Cellular component (GO): replication fork protection complex
Molecular function (GO): DNA binding
Source: RefSeq, a predicted model, not a curated record
UUAAGAAACAAAACAUUGCAGGAUUAAAACCCGCGUAAUUUUUUUGUUAUUUUUCUUUCCCAAAUUUUUGUGAUCGUCUUUUAAUGGCUCUUGUUUUUUAAUUGUGUUUUAUUCUUGUCAUCAAAUUAUUUCCCAAAUUAACACCAUGGAUAAGUAUAAUCGUGUUAUUCAGGAUGUUACUGCAAUUGUUGAUUCUAUUGGUGAUAGCCGAAAAGAACCGGAUGAAAAUGGGAAAGACUACCGAUUAAGAAGUGACAGUGUUGAAUGUAUUAAGGAAUUAAUCCGAAUGCUGAAAAGAGAUGGAUCUCUUUUUCCGAUUUUACGUCACCUUGGUGCCAUGAAUAUUGUAGAGAAAGAUCUUCUACCUAUUGUGAGAAAUUAUUUCUUGGAAAAUGAAGCAAUUGGUGAAUACACUCUUCGUUUGCUCAAUCAGCUCACUUAUCCGGCUCUUAUGUAUUAUAAAGAAAAAAUGCCUGACAAUGUUGAACAUAAACGAGUCUUUUUGCAAAUCAAUGGUUAUCUUCGUGUAUAUAAAACAAAACUUUCCAGGGAUGUUAAAGUGUGGAAGGUGUUAAUCGAAAAAGCGUUAAGUAUCACAGCCAAGAAUGUUAUCGAUCAAUCAGAAGAAGAAAAGAUUUUACUAGAAAGAAUUUUAAUAUUUAUCAGAAACAUUUUGCAUGUGCCAAUUGACACAUUUCUCGUGCAUGGUGCUGAUGACGAUGAAAUGAUUGCCGAAGAUAUGAUCAUCACCUUUAAAGAGUCUGGUGUUCUCGAUGCUUUAAUUAAAUUAUCAUCUCACGAUGAAACUCAACCAUUCUGCUUCCAUCUUUUGGAAAUCAUCACAUCUCUUUUGCGAGCUCAAAGUCCUGAGUUCUUAACUUUAGAUGAAGAUCGAAGUAGUCAUGUAAACAAGAAACGCAAAACGUGUGCUGCUUUAGUUGAAAGUGAAGAAUUGGAUCAGAUAAAAGAACACGAGAAGAAAAUGAAAAAUCUCUCCCGCUUUUCCCGAUUCAAUCGCUUCAAGGAUUCAACUUAUCUAGUGAAAAAUUUCAAAUCUGUUGGUGAAAAUGAUUUGAUUUAUCAUAAAACCACUGAAGACCCUCGUAAAAUUAGUAUGGACAUUGAAAAAGCUGGAACAAAGAAACCAAAAAAUCGUGCACCUAUGCAAGAUGAUUGUUCUGUUCAGUAUAAUAAUAUUGGAAUCACAUUUCGUCGUCCAUCCAUAAAAGUACGGAAACUUUUGAAAGAAUUCUGUUCAAAAUUUGUGAAAGAAUCCUACAAUUCCCUUAUGGCAUACGUUAAAAGCGCAUUGGAAAACAAAAAUGCUAUAGCAAAUGAUGAAACAUAUUACUUUUUCACCGCACAUUUUUUCAUGGAAUUCAAUCGACACUCUAAAGGAGAUCCAAGUGAUAUCGAAGAAACUUUCAAUACUGAAUAUUUCCACUAUUUGCACACCAAAGUUGAAGAAUUUAUGGAUCAGAUUGCGAACGCUCGAUCUGACAGAGUCAGUAUAACGGCUUGGUCUAGAAGACUUCACAUUGCUCUAAAAGCAUACAAAGAGCUUCUUUUCACAAUUGCCUCGAUCAAACAUGCACAAGAAGAGCGACUGUUGUAUCUUGCUAAAACCAUGAGUGACAAAGUAUUCUAUGAACUCGACUACCGUGAACUACUGCUGAAUCUAAUUUCUGGUUAUGAUGAAAAAAAGAUGAGCCCACAAUUUCUGCGAGAUUUGAUUGAAACAAAUCACGUCUUCCUCAAAAUGUUAGAUCUUUACAGUAAGUCGAAUGAAAAUUUCGUGGUCAAGACAAAAAAGAAAAAACGCAGGAAGCCGACUGCUAAGAAAAAAAAGGAACAACAAAUGGAACUAGUCGAAAAAUUAUGGCAAGAAAUAGUCUUUGAAUUGGACGAGGCUAUUCAAGGGAAGACUGAAUUACCAAAUCCAGAUAAUGAGGUGGAAGUUCUUUCUUUUAAUGUUUUGUCUGAAGAGACUAGAGAUGCCCAGAAAGAAGAUGCCUUGUAUCGAAUAAGCAAAUUUUUAAAACAAAGAAAAAUUUUACUCGCUUUAGCACUUUGUAGAAAUGCACGAGAAGAAUACAACGAUUACGACGAUACACCUUUUGGAGCUCCAGACUUAUCUCCUGAAGAGGAAGUAGCUAUUUUGCACAGAAUUAUCGCUACUGAAAAGUGGAUUGAUCUAGAUAUGGAAGAACCAAUCGAGAAAAAUGGCAAAGAAAAUGCUGUUGCUGAUGAAAACAUUGCUGAAAAUCAGAAUGAAGAAGAAUUGGCUGAUAAAGAAAAAGAUCCAGUAUCAGAUUACGAAGAGGAGAAAGACGGUGAAAAUAAUGGAGUAGUAAACGAUGAAUCUGCUUAUCAAGAGCGAGCAUUUUAUCUUCGAGAUUUCGUUUUGAAAUACUGUAAUUCAAAGGUCGUAAAAGCUUAUUGCUUAGCGUUGAAAAAAUUCGAUAUAAAUUCGGAAAUACUUAAUCAUGCGAUACUUCGAAUGGCUCACAGAAUUGCCUUGGACUGUAAAUCUCCUGUUUUCUUCUUCCAGCUUUCAGUUUUCAGGAUAUUUCAAAGAUGCUUUGAAAUAAGCAAGUUAGAUAGAGACAAUAAAUUCUCAGAAAUAAGGAAUUUUGCAAGAUUCAUAAUCAAAGAGUUUGUUAGUCAAGCUAAAGGUAACGAUAAACUUUUAGUGGAAAUUCUAUUCUGGAAAAAUAAGAAAGAAAUGCAUGAAAUUGAAGAGAAUUAUGUUAAACCUGAACCAAAAGAGCGAAAACGCAAAGAGAAGAAAGGAAGGAAAGGAAAGAAAGGUGAAGAUGAUGCCAUUAACUCAACUUAUGAUUCCGACUCGGGAGAUGACCGGCCUGGUAAUCGAAAUGAUGAUCUAUCUGAGUUAUCAGAUGACGCAGAUGAAUUUAAUCCCAAAUUCCAAAGCACGCAAAUUCCAAAAGUUCCUGAAGAAAAGUCAAAAUCUCCUGAUGCGUCCGUUGCUGAAAAUAAUCCUACCAUUUAUGAUGAAGUCAUUGAUGUAAAUUAUGAAGAGCUUCAAGAUCAACCUGGAUCACUCAAUCCUUAUGAUCUCGAAGAUGAUGAUCUUAUUGAUAUGGACGAAGUAAUUAAUCAAGUUGCAGCCGAUGAUGACAGUCUUGACAAUGAUUUUGAAAAUGAUGUAAAUAAUGAGAAUUCUAUAAUAGGAGCAACCCAAAAUGAUUUAGCUGAUGAUUUAAGUGAUGCUGAAACCAUUGACGGUGAAGUUAUUAUUUCCAAGAGAAAGAAAAAUAUUGUUUUAGAUGAUAGUGAUGACGAUUGAUGAUGACUAAACAUCUAUCUGUUUUUAUUUCCAAUAAAGGAAUGUUAUUUUUCAUAGAAA